GUAAUCGACAAAAAAAACAAUGGGAAAUAGUAUCCUUUCAACAUUAAAUAAAACUCGCAAAAUGAAGAGAGGUUCAUCGUCAAAAUCAUCAAAAUCCAAGGAAAAUAACAAUAAUCGUCAAAAUGAACAAAAACAACUCCAAUAUUAUCUCCCAAAUCAUGUAAAAGAUACCGAUAUAAUGGUUAUAUUACACUUUCUUGCACGUUAUCUUUUUCAAAGUAUUUUCAGUGCACCAAUUGAACAUAAAUUCUCCCAAGAAGAUUAUAAAAUCUUGGAUGUCGGAUGCGGUCCAGGCACUUGGUUAUUGGAAUUGGCGACAGUUCAUAAAUUUCCAAAAUUCUUUGGACUUGAUUUAUUUCCCAUAUAUCCAACAGAAAUUAAACCUGAUAAUGUAGAAUUUACACAAGGAGAUGUUUUGAAAGGACUUCCUUUCAGCGACAACACUUUUGAUUACGUUCAUCAAGGGAAUAUGUUAAGUGUAUUUACUUUUGAAGAAUGGCAUUCUGUUAUACAAGAAUUAAUAAGAGUAUGUAAACCGGGUGGUUAUAUAGAAUUCACUGAACCUGAACUAGCAACAAAUACAGGACCAAUACUUACAAGAUUUUAUGACGCACUAAUCACAUUAAGCGAUUCUCGUAAUGUAAAAAUUCGAAUUUCUAAAGAAAUAAUCAAAAUUCUUGAAUCAUCACCAACAGUAAAAAAUGUAGAUUAUAAAAUUGCCACAGUAUCAUUAGGAACUAAAAAAGGAGGAAACGCUGGGCAAGCAUAUAUGGAAGUACAUGAUGGAUAUUUUUUAAAUGACCCUAUGCCUGAAACUAUGUGUAAAUUUAUGGAACUUUCACAAGAAGAAUAUUUAAAAUUAUUUAAAGAUGCUAAAGAUGAAAUUGAAUCUGGUGUUGCACCUGAUUGUGACCUAUAUAGAAUAUGGUGCCAAAAAGCACAAUAAAACAAAUAAAUAUGUUAGAAAUAAUGGAUGGUUAUUAGGUUAGACA
Messenger RNA from Rhizophagus irregularis DAOM 181602=DAOM 197198, 992 nucleotides. RefSeq lists its product as uncharacterized. NCBI's taxonomy places the organism in Eukaryota, Fungi, Glomeromycota, Glomeromycetes, Glomerales, Glomeraceae. Gene Ontology annotation, molecular function: methyltransferase activity. The record is from RefSeq and is a predicted model, not a curated record.